Molecule: messenger RNA, 1488 nt
Organism: Amaranthus tricolor (Joseph's coat)
Lineage: Eukaryota; Viridiplantae; Streptophyta; Magnoliopsida; Caryophyllales; Amaranthaceae
Exons: 6
Coding region: 1-1488 (495 amino acids)
Biological process (GO): DNA repair; telomere maintenance
Molecular function (GO): DNA helicase activity
Source: RefSeq, a predicted model, not a curated record
AUGCAAAGCGUUUGCUUUAACGCUACGGAAAAUCUUGCACAUGUUGCACAUAGUCAAAGUAGAGCUAAGACUGUUUUGACAAAAUUCUUUUCUUAUAAUGCAACACAUCCUUUUGAACCUAAAUAUUGCUUUUCAGAGUUUGUUGAGCAUCAUGUUUGGCAUUCACAAAGCAAAAGUUGGAACAAACGAAAGCGAGGUACACCGAUUGGUCGUCUUGCAUUUGUUGCACCCUCCGAAGGUGAACGUUAUUUUUUAAGAUUGUUGUUAGCAUGCGUAGCUGGUCCAUGCUCUUUUGCUAAUCUACUCACAGUUGACGGUCACACAUAUCAAUGCUUAGAUGACAUAGUUACUGUACAAAUGCUUCAUGCUUUACGAAGGUUGUUUGCCACAAUUCUUGUUUUCCUCGAACCGAGUAAUCCUGCUCAAAUGUGGGAUAGGUGUUAUGUUCACUUAUCAGAGGAUUAUGCAGCUAAGCAUCCAUCCUCUUUUUUGGAGAACAUAGGAAAGAGUCUUAAAGACUAUGAUUUACAACACCUUUGUAGAAGCGAAGAUAUAUUGGUACAAAGAGCAAGAGAUGUUAUUGAUGUCCUUGAUGCUCCUAUUCCAAAGGUACGCCUGCUCAAUCAAAUUGUGUUACCGACAACAACUUCUGGUAUUGCAGCUUCUAACAUGCCUACUGGUCGUACUGCGCAUUCUAGGUUUAAACUAUCGGUUGAUUGUGGACAAUCCUUUACAUGUAAUGUCGGUAAGCAAUCAAGUGUUGCUUCUCUUAUUAAGGAAAGUUCACUAAUUAUAUGGGAUGAAGCUUCCAUGGCUCGUAGAGAGAACAUCGAGUCACUUGAUUUGCUUUUACAAGAUCUAUGUUUAUCUGAUGUUCCCUUUGGUGGUAAGGUUGUUGUUUUUGGUGGUGACUUUCGUCAAACUGUUCCAAUUGUUCCCAAGAAAUCACAGCAAGAAAUGAUUGGUUACAACUUACUUAGUUCACACUUGUGGCCUCUUUUCACCCGAUUUGAACUAACUGUAAAUAUGCGAGCACGAGAAGAUCUAGAAUUUUCCAGAUUUUUGCUAGCAUUGGGCAACGGUGAACUUCAAAUGCAAGAAACUGAAUUAUCUAUCCAUUCAUCAUUUUUUGCUGAACGCGCUAUACUGACACCUCGGAAUGAAGAUGUUGAUUUGAUCAAUUCAAAGCUAAUUGAUAAAUUCUUUGGAGAUGUCUGUAUUUACAAAAGCUUUGAUUCAGUUAUUGAUGAUAAUAGUAACAUUUAUCCAACUAAGUUUUUGAAUACACUUUGUCCCGGAGGCAUGAGUCCACAUGAAUUGAUUUUGAAGUUGAAUUGCCCAGGAUUUUCAAAGGGUGAGUGUGUGAUGUUGCAGCGCAUUAAUCUCAGGCCCUUCGAAUCAUCUGGUUAUCCGUUCCAAUUUCAGAGAUUGCAAUUUCCGAUCAACUGUACGUUGCACUUUCUCGGGCCAGAAAAGCCAACAAUAUAA